Messenger RNA from Eimeria tenella, 1038 nucleotides. RefSeq lists its product as uncharacterized. NCBI's taxonomy places the organism in Eukaryota, Apicomplexa, Conoidasida, Eucoccidiorida, Eimeriidae. The coding region runs from base 1 to 1038 and encodes 345 amino acids. The transcript has 2 exons. The record is from RefSeq and is a predicted model, not a curated record.
AUGGCAGCGUGCACUGCCCAGUGCGCCGCAGGUGGAGAGGCAGCGAGAGCUCAGACGGCGGGCCGGAGCAGCCCACAGCCUGAGGGCGUCCCCUCUCUUGUUCCUCAGGGGUCCCCUGCAGGAGAGGCUGUUACCUACAGGUGGUCAGGGGGAGCCCUCGUGCAGACAGCAGCAGCAGCUGCUGCUGCAGUAGCAGCAACACCCGCACCAGCAACUCCAGCAGCUUCAGUGUGCGAGGCAGCUGUAGCAACGGCGAAGGCAGCAACACAGGCAGUGCUCCCCGCCGCUAUUGCGGCUGCUACUGCUGCUGCUGCUGCUGCUGCUGCACGCAGCGCGCCUUUGGGGUCUCUGCAGCAGCUAAUUGAAGAAGCCGAGGAGGCCGUCGCCCUAGAGGCUCUCUCGGGGGCCCCUGGGGUGUCCGUACCCAAGGGGGCCUCCGACGUCUCCCGCUACAUGCUGACUCCUGCUGUGAGUACCCACGGCGCUCUGCGGGUGCCCGCAGGCCCGCAGGACCAGCGAGGGGCCCCCAAGGCCUCACGCUUAAGCGCAGGAGCAGCAGCGCCGCAGUGGGAAGCUGUGGAGGCACAGAGCACAAGGAGUGUCUUGGGGACUGCCCGCAGCGAGGGGGGCCCCUCUCUGCAGGUUGGAUGUGCCCUGGAGCCCCUUGGGGCGCCCGCCGCCAGAGACUUAGGGGCCCCCACAGGGGGGCCCCCACAUGCGGAGGGACCCUUCACCAUGCACUCCCUUAAGCUUCGCCCCGGCACCCCGGUUACAGGCAUCCCAGCGCCUACCUCGGGGCUCUCCCAGACACUUCCCUUGCUGCUUGAGGGAGGCCAACAGCAGCAACAGCAACAACAACAGCAGCAGCAGCAGCAGCAAACACAAACGCACCGAGGGCUCCUAGGGAGACCCAGCCUCUUGGGGGCCCGCAGCAGGCUGGGCCUUGACGGGGAAAAAGUCCCUGGCAGUGUCCUCCCAGCGGAGCCCCUGCCGCAGCAGCCGCUGGGGGGCCCUUGCAGAAGGGUCCCCGGGUCGUAG